Molecule: messenger RNA, 1038 nt
Organism: Pedinophyceae sp. YPF-701
Lineage: Eukaryota; Viridiplantae; Chlorophyta; Pedinophyceae
Source: the annotation of a GenBank genome assembly
AUGACGACGCGCGCCGCGGCCGCGCAGUACGCGGCAGGGAUGAGGCUCACGGGCGUUGGCAGCUCCGCGCCGGCGAAGAUCAUGACGAACGACGACCUAGGGAAGCUUGUGGAGACCAACGACGAGUGGAUUUCCGCGCGCACGGGCAUCCGCGCCCGCCGCAUCCUCGCGGAGGGGGAGUCCAUCAACGACCACGCCAUCGCCGCGGCACGCGCCGCCCUCGACAUGGCCGGCGUCGCCGGCGAGGACGUCGACAUGGUCAUCAUGUGCACGUCCUCCCCGGACGACCUCUUCGGCUCCGCGUGCCAGGUCCAGGCCGCGAUUGGCGCCACCGGCGCCGUCGCUUUCGACCUCACGGCGGCCUGCUCCGGCUUCGUCGUGGGGCUCAUCACCGCGACGAUGUACCUCCGCUGCGGCGCCGCGCGCAACAUCGUCCUCAUCGGCGCCGACGGGCUGUCGCGGUACGUUGAUUGGGGGGACCGAAACACCUGCAUCCUGUUCGGGGACGGGGCCGGCGCGGUGGUGAUGCAGGGCGACGCGGGCGCGGGCGGGAGCUGCGCGCUGCUCGGGCAGGCGAUGCACAGCAACGGCGAGGGCAACAAGUCGCUCAACGCGCCGUUUGGGCACAACGUCGACAAGCCCGCCAGCGGGGCCGAUGUCGGGCGGCACGCGGAGUUCCAGAACCUCUACAUGAACGGACGCGAGGUGUUCCGGUUCGCGGUGCGGUCCGUGCCGGACGUCAUCCAGGAGGCCCUCGACUCGGCGGGCAUUACCAAGGACGACGUGGACUGGCUGGUGUUGCACCAGGCGAACCAGCGCAUUCUGGACUCCACCGCGGACCGGUUCGAGUUCCCGAAGGAGCGCGUGGUGACGAACCUCGAGCGGUACGGCAACACAUCGGCGGCGAGCAUCCCGCUGGUGCUGGACGAGGCUGUGCGCGAUGGGAGGAUCAAGGGGGGGGAUGUGUUGGCGUUCGCGGGGUUCGGGGCCGGACUGACGUGGGCGUCCGCGAUCGCGCGGUGGGGUGUGAAGUCGUGA